This is a messenger RNA of Penaeus indicus, 7770 nucleotides long. RefSeq names its product mucin-2-like. The transcript is spliced from 30 exons. The record is from RefSeq and is a predicted model, not a curated record. Bases 1 to 7770 code for a protein of 2589 amino acids. Lineage: Eukaryota; Metazoa; Arthropoda; Malacostraca; Decapoda; Penaeidae. Gene Ontology annotation, molecular function: serine-type endopeptidase activity. Gene Ontology annotation, biological process: proteolysis.
AUGGCGGAAUCAGGAAACCUUUUCCUGUUCCGCUCCAGGUCAUCACAGAUACCGGAAAGCUGUGCCAUGGUGCUUUACAAGGGUGGCACUCUCUUACUUUUGACUAGCUUCCCGCUGCCUCUCCUCCAGGGAUAUAGGUGCCUUGAUGACGAUAUGCGGUUUGUCUUCUUGUUGUUGGUGUCUAUACUGACAAGUGCUUCGCAACAACCAAAGCAGGACAAUCAAGACGAAAGGAAAGGCGAUUUAAACCUACAGACCGUAGCCUUCGUAACCUCCGCCCGCGAGAAGAGAGAACUGGGAGAGCAACAGCAGGUCAGGCGAGGUCAGAAUCAAAAUCUUGCUGAAAAUAACGUCAAUCCAAGGUCGAAGACCAAGAAGGUCGACGAUACCGACAACAAGCGCAGAGGAGGCAGUAAAAAUUGCCAGACGAACGAAGAGGAAACCACUAAAGGUAAAGGAAAGAGAAACAAGACUAACGAUGCUAAAGACAAACGCAAUGAUAGUAAAGGCAAUAAGAAUGUCGUUCAGCAGGUGUGUAGCGGCACGCUUACCUUGGACCACAAUCAGGUUGCUCUCAUAUACAGCAAGAAUGACGGAGAAAACGAGAAAUGCAAGCAGAAAGUGGAGGCACCUACUGGCACAAUGAUCGGAUUUUCCUGCUUGACCUUCGACCCCAACACUAAGAAAUGUAAUAAGGAAUUCUUGGAGCUGAAGACAAAGGUUAAUGGCGUUAAAGAUAAGGUUAAGUACUGCACGACGAAGAAGCCAGAGAAUAUCAUCAUUUCCUCCAACAACAUGACCAUAAAAUACAAACGCCGUCAAAUCAUGAACAAGCAGUGUUCUGGAGGAUUUUUGUGUGAAAUUUAUAUUGUGGAAGGUAGCGGAGGCACCAAAAAUCGCCUGAAGGAAGGAAGCCAAAUUCAGAGGGGAGAAAAGGACAGAAGGAAAGUCGACGAUACCAACAACAAGCGCAGAGGAGGCAGUAAAAAAGGCCAGACGGAUGAAGAGGAAAUCAUUAAAGUCGUUCAGCAGGUGUGUAGCGGCACGCUAACCUUGGACUACAAUCAGGUUGCUCUCAUAUACAGCAAAAACAACGGAGAAAACGAGAAAUGCAAGCAGAAAGUGGAGACACCUACUGGCACAGUGAUCGGAUUUACCUGCUUGACUUUCAACCCCAACACUAAGAAAUGUAAUAAGGAAUUUUUGGAGCUGAAGACAAAGGUUAAUGGCGUUAAAGAUAAGGUUAAGUACUGCACGACAAAGAAGCCAGAGAAUAUCAUAAUUUCCUCCAACAACAUGACCAUAAAAUACAAACGCCGUCAAAUUAAGAAGAAGCAGUGUUCAGGAGGAUUUUUACACCCUAUCGUCGACUCCAUUUACUUUACCGGUAAUAACAACUGCUUCUUCAAUGACAACGGAUGCUCCACCAGUAAUAACAGCUGCUCCACCAGUGGCAGCAAGUGUUUCUCCGAUAAUCCAAACUGUCCCAUCGUUAACAGCAAUGUCUGUCCCACUAGUGACAACAGCUGCUGCACCAGUAGUGACGGCUACUCCUGUACCAACAGCUACUCCGCCAGCUGUCACGGCUGCUCCUGUAGCAACAGCUACUCCGCCAGCGGUCACGGCUGCUCCUGUACCAACAGCUACUCCGCCAGCAGUCACGGCUGCUCCUGCAACAACAGCUACUUCGCCAGCAGUCACGACUGCUCCUCAGUCACGGCUGCUCCUGCAGCAACAACUACUCUGCCAGCAGUCACGGUUGUUCCUGCAACAACAGCUACUCCGCCAGCAGUCACGGUUGCUCCUGCAACAACAGCAGGUUUACCGAUAACAACUGUUACUCCAGAAAUAACAACAUCAGUGAUAACUAAUGAUUCAUCAGCAACAACAGCGUCAACAAGUGCUUCACUGGUAACAAUUGCUUCAACACUAACAACAGCACCUGUCACACCAGUGACAACUACUACAGUAACAACAAAUUGCAGCCUCUCCAGACUCUACUGCGACGGGUGUGGAAUAGCACCCAUUAGUAUUGCCAGCACGAGAAUUGUCAAUGGUACUGCAGCAUCAAUGGGGGAAUACCCGUAUCAAGUAGCAGUGCUGAGCACUAUACAGAAUUCACAGUAUCGGUGUGGUGGUGCAAUUAUAAAGGAGAGAUGGAUUCUCACAGCUGCACAUUGUUUUUACGAUCUUUCUGGCAAUAAGGCUACAGAUGUCGAAGUACGUUACGGUUCGAUAGAUAUCAACGGCGGUACUUCCGUGACUGCAUCGAGAUUCAUCGAUCACCCUCAGUAUAACAGAGCCACACUGGCCAACGACAUUGGUGUAGUGGAGCUUCCUCAUCCCCUGAAUUACCAAGGAGACGCCAACAUUCAGCCGAUCUGUUUGGGUCAGGAAGAAGAUAUUCCUUUCGGAGGGAAAGCAAUAGCGACGGGAUGGGGUUCAAUCUUCUUUGAGGGCCCUCUAUCGAAUACUCUGCUAGAAGUCGAGUUGGACGUCAUCACAAUAGCCGACUGUCAGACGAAGGUUGUGACCUUGCCACCUAACCCCGAAAAUGUCCUUUGUGCUCUUACCUUGUUUAAGGACACCUGCCAGGGUGACAGCGGUGGUCCUCUUGUCGCCCAGCUUUGUAAUGGCAGAUGGGCCGUGGUGGGUAUUGUUAGCUUUGGGAACGAGUGUGCUUUGCCCGAGAACCCUGGGGUCUACACCAGAGUGAGCGCUUACGCUGAUUGGAUCUCUAAUACCACUGGUGGAAUUGCUUGCAACUCUACAAUUAAUCUUGUAAGUCUGGCGAACACACUGAAUAUGCAAAGAACAACUACAAAUGAGUUAGACAACGAAGUUGUAUUGGGCAAGCAGAAAACUGAAUCUCUCCGAAAUAUACUGAAUGUUGAUAAUGGUGGGCGCCGAAGACGCAGGAAUCUUGAUCUCCUUCAGGAACAAAGAAAUGCAUUUGCAAGAGCAGCUCAAGCCAUCAGUAACAGAAACGUUCCCUUGAUGGUCUCACUGAAAACCGACCUAGUACAGCUCAGAGGACGGCUUUCAGCAUUCAUCGAACAGGUUGCAACGAACACAACUGGACUCGAUGUACCAGCACUUGUAGCCAUGGCAGAAGAGGCGAUAACUAUGGCAAACAAUGUAAGUGCCGUAGGUAAGUUGGAAAUUGCUGAUAUUGAGAGAGAAUAUCAGAAUAUUACCCUUCAAGUGGAGAACAAUGGUAGCAGCAUUCCAACCCUGCAACCACUAGAACCUAAACCAACGACCACUGUCUCGGUAUCACCAGCAACGACUACUACACCAUGCAACAUCAGGAGACCCUAUUGUGAUGAUUGUGGGAUUGCAUCAGUUAAUGUCAGCAAUAUGAGGAUUGUCAAUGGCACCAAAGCAUCUGUGGGGGAAUACCCAUAUCAAGUGACAUUAAUAAGCACUAUACUGGGUAAAUCAUAUCUGUGUAGUGGCACCAUCAUCAAGGACAGUUGUAUUCUCACAGCUGCUCAUUGCCUUUACGAUAAAAAUAAGAACCGGGCUACAAGAGUGGAAGUGCGUUAUGGGUCGAUAUUCUUGCAAAACCAAACUUCCAUGAUAGCAUCGAGAUACAUCGAACACCCUGAAUAUACGAGAACCACACUGGCCAACGAUAUUGCUGUGGUGGAGCUUCCUGAGUCGCUUGUUUUCAGUAACACUGUUCGGCCCAUUUGUCUGGGACUGGAGGAAGACAAUCCCUUUGGAGGAAAGGCUGUGGCCACUGGAUGGGGUGAUAUUAUUUUCAAUGGUUCUGGAUCGAAUACCCUGCUGGAAGUUGUAUUGGACGUUAUUACAAUGAACGACUGUGAAAAGAAUACGUCAUUACCGCCAGACAGUACUAAGGUCUUGUGUACUCGUACACCGUAUAAGGCCCCCUGCCAUGGUGACAGUGGUGGUCCCCUUGUUGUACAGCUGUGUAACGGUCGGUUUGCUCAAGUCGGUAUAAUCAGCUAUAGUGCCUCGGACUGUGCUAUGCUCGACAAACCAACAGUGUAUACAAGGGUGUCCGCUUACUUAGACUGGAUCUCCAGCGUCACAGGUGGCAUAACCUGCACUUGUAAAAUCACUGUAACACCGACUACAUCAGUCACUUCAAGAAUGACUACAACAGUAAGCUAUUCAACAGUGACUACAACAUCCAUCAAUUCAACAGAGACUACAACAUCCAUCAAUUCAACAGAGACUACAACACCAGUCAAUUCAACUAAGACUACAACACCAAUCAAUUCAACUGAGACAACAACACCAAUCAAUUCAACUAAGACUACAACACCAGUCAAUUCAACUAAGACUACAACACCAGUCAAUUCAACUGAGACUACAACACCAGUCAAUUCAACUGAGACAACAACACCAAUCAAUUCAACUAAGACUACAACACCAGUCAAUUCAACUGAGACAACAACACCAAUCAAUUCAACUAAGACUACAACACCAGUCAAUUCAACUAAGACUACAACACUAGUCAAUUCAACUGAGACAACAACGCCAAUCAAUUCAACUGAGACAACAACACCAAUCAAUUCAACUAAGACUACAACACCAGUCAAUUCAACUGAGACUACAACACCAGUCAAUUCAACUGAGACUACAACACCAGUCAAUUCAACUAAGACUACAACACCAGUCAAUUCAACAGAGACUACAACACCAGUCAAUUCAACUAAGACUACAACACCAGUCAAUUCAACAGAGACUACAACACCAGUCAAUUCAACUGAGACUACAACACCAGUCAAUUCAACAGAGACUACAACACCAAUCAGCCCAAUAGAAAAUACAACACCAAUCAGCCCAAUAGAAAAUACAACACCAAUCAGCCUAAUAGAAAAUACAACACUAAUCAAUUCAACAGAGACUACAACACCAAACAGUUCAGGAGACACUACAACACCACCUAUCAAUCCAACAGACACUACAACACCAAUCAAUUCAGCAGAGACUACAACACCCAUCAAUUCAGCAGCGACUACAACACCACCUAUCACAGAGACUACAACACCAAACAGUUCGGGCGAGACUACAACACCACCUAUCAAUCCAACAGACACUACAACACCAAUCAAUUCAGCAGAGACUACAACACCCAUCAAUUCAGCAGCGACUACAACACCACCUAUCAGUCCAACAGACACUACAACACCAAUCAAUUCAGCAGAGACUACAACACCAAACAGUUCGGGCGAGACUACAACACCACCUAUCAAUCCAACAGACACUACAACACCAAUCAAUUCAGCAGAGACUACAACACCACCUAUCAAUCCAACAGACACUACAACACCAAUCAAUUCAGCAGAGACUACAACACCAAUCAAUUCAGCAGAGACUACAACACCAGUCAAUUCAACUGAGACUACAACACCAAUCAAUUCAGCAGAGACUACAACACCAGUCAAUUCAACUGAGACUACAACACCAAUCAAUUCAGCAGAGACUACAACACCAAUCAGCCCAAUAGAAAAUACAACACCAAUCAGCCCAAUAGAAAAUACAACACUAAUCAAUUCAACAGAGACUACAACACCAAUCAGCCCAAUAGAAAAUACAACACUAAUCAAUUCAACAGAGACUACAACACCACCUAUCAAUCCAACAGACACUACAACACCAAUCAGCCUAAUAGAAAAUACAACACUAAUCAAUUCAACAGAGACUACAACACCAAUCAAUUCAGCAGAGACUACAACACCAAACAGUUCGGGCGAGACUACAACACCAGUCAAUUCAACUGAGACUACAACACCACCUAUCAGUCCAACAGACACUACAACACCAAUCAGCCUAAUAGAAAAUACAACACUAAUCAAUUCAACAGAGACUACAACACCAAUCAGCCCAAUAGAAAAUACAACACUAAUCAAUUCAACAGAGACUACAACACCACCUAUCAAUCCAACAGACACUACAACACCAAUCAAUUCAGCAGAGACUACAACACCACCUAUCAAUCCAACAGACACUACAACACCAAUCAGCCCAAUAGAAAAUACAACACCAAUCAGCCCAAUAGAAAAUACAACACUAAUCAAUUCAACUAAGACUACAACACCAGUCAAUUCAACAGAGACUACAACACCAGUCAAUUCAACUGAGACUACAACACCAGUCAAUUCAACUGAGACUACAACACCAGUCAAUUCAACUGAGACUACAACACCAAUCAGCCCAAUAGAAAAUACAACACUAAUCAAUUCAACAGAGACUACAACACCAAUCAAUUCAGCAGAGACUACAACACCAGUCAAUUCAACUGAGACUACAACACCAGUCAAUUCAACUGAGACUACAACACCAGUCAAUUCAACUGAGACUACAACACCAAACAGUUCGGGCGAGACUACAACACCAGUCAAUUCAACUGAGACUACAACACCAAUCAAUUCAGCAGAGACUACAACACCAGUCAAUUCAACUGAGACUACAACACCAGUCAAUUCAACUGAGACUACAACACCAAUCAGCCCAAUAGAAAAUACAACACUAAUCAAUUCAACAGAGACUACAACACCACCUAUCAGUCCAACAGACACUACAACACCAAUCAGCCUAAUAGAAAAUACAACACUAAUCAAUUCAACAGAGACUACAACACCAGUCAAUUCAACUGAGACUACAACACCAAUCAGCCCAAUAGAAAAUACAACACCAAUCAGCCCAAUAGAAAAUACAACACUAAUCAAUUCAACAGAGACUACAACACCAGUCAAUUCAACUGAGACUACAACACCAGUCAAUUCAACUGAGACUACAACACCAGUCAAUUCAACUGAGACUACAACACCAAUCAGCCCAAUAGAAAAUACAACACUAAUCAAUUCAACAGAGACUACAACACCAGUCAAUUCAACUGAGACUACAACACCACCUAUCAAUCCAACAGACACUACAACACCAAUCAGCCCAAUAGAAAAUACAACACUAAUCAAUUCAACAGAGACUACAACACCAGUCAAUUCAACUGAGACUACAACACCAAUCAGCCCAAUAGAAAAUACAACACUAAUCAAUUCAACAGAGACUACAACACCAGUCAAUUCAACUGAGACUACAACACCAAACAGUUCGGGCGAGACUACAACACCAAACAGUUCGGGCGAGACUACAACACCAAACAGUUCGGGCGAGACUACAACACCAAACAGUUCGGGCGAGACUACAACACCAAACAGUUCGGGCGAGACUACAACACCAAACAGUUCGGGCGAGACUACAACACCAAACAGUUCGGGCGAGACUACAACACCAAUCAAUUCAGCAGAGACUACAACACCAGUCAAUUCAACUGAGACUACAACACCAGUCAAUUCAACAGAGACUACAACACCAAUCAGCCCAAUAGAAAAUACAACACUAAUCAAUUCACAGGCAGUGUUACCCUACAUAAGUGAUAGUUUACCCCACAUAAAACUGUAUACAAACAGUUUGUCACGAACACAAACAAAAGAUUAUUUCAAGUCUUCCUCCUGGUGCCCCGAAAAGCUUGUAAGUUUGUCCCGAGUUUACCUCAAAAGAGCGGGGCCAGUACAACACAACUCCAUUUGGCGGGGUGGUCUCAAUAGCUUGGAUCAAAACGUCAAGUCUGGGCCCGGAGGCAUUCAGUUGAUCACUUAUCCAUGUACGGUCAGAGGCUAUGUGGGCUGUCUCAAACCACUGGAAAGGACACUCCAGCGACAUUGCACGGCGUCGACACAACACGGAGAGUGGCAGUUAUCAGUUAUGAGCUACAGUGCUCAAUUGGCGUAA